Molecule: messenger RNA, 2474 nt
Organism: Fundulus heteroclitus (mummichog)
Lineage: Eukaryota; Metazoa; Chordata; Actinopteri; Cyprinodontiformes; Fundulidae
Product: tripartite motif-containing protein 35
Exons: 6
Coding region: 212-1405 (397 amino acids)
Molecular function (GO): zinc ion binding
Source: RefSeq, a predicted model, not a curated record
UAAUAGACUGGUUUGUUCGUGUGUUCUGUUCUUCUGAAUAGAAAAGGGACGAUAAUACAGUAAGUUGGACGAUUAAAUAUGGAGCUGGUAGAUCAUGAAUUUUAUUUCAAGUAGUCGACGGUCUUUUAUAACCUAAUUCCUGUGGUUCAAGUGAAUUAAAAGUGAAAGUUACCUGAGAAGAGAAGAGAAAAGAAGAGAAGAGAGCAACAAAAUGGCUACGAACACGGAACAGGGCGAGGCGGACUACACGUGCCUUGUCUGCUGCGAUAUAUUUACUGAUCCUGUUUUGCUGCUGUGCGGUCACAGCUUCUGUCAGCAUUGUCUGCAGGAGUGGUGGAGACAGAGCAAACUAAGGAUAUGCCCCGUUUGCAAGGAAAUAUUCCCCAUGACUCGGCCGCCACAAAAUCUGGCACUGAGAAACCUGUUGGACUCCUUGAGACAGGAGAGGAGCAGGGGUGCUGGUGGGUCCAAGGAGCUUUGUUCCCUGCACGGUGAGAAAUUCAAGCUGUUCUGUGAGAAUGACCAACAGCCAAUCUGCUUUGUUUGCCGGGAUGCAAAAGCACACAAGAAGCACGACUUUGUUCCUAUUAAUGAAGCAGCAGAGGAGUACCGAGCUAAAAUCCAGCUUAAUCUGCUAAAUCUAAAAACUAAUCAGGGGUCAUUUGAGAGGCAAAAAGAGAACUGGAAUAAAAUUGCGGAUCAAAUCCAGAUCCAGGCUCAGGAGACAGAGAAGACCAUCAGAGCAGAGUUUCAGAAACUUUAUCAGUUCCUGCGAGAAGAGGAGGCUGGUCGGAUAGAUGCUUGUCGGAUGGAGGCAAAGCUUAAGAGUGAUACAGUGAACCUGAAGCUUGUAAACUUAACUGUGGAGAUUUCUGAGCUUGUGAAAAACAUCAAAACCAUAGAAGAUGAGAUGAGAACCGAUGACCUCUCGUUCAUGCUGAAUGUGAAAGCAACAUUGAAGAGAUCUUUGUACACACAGCCAGAACCAGAGACUCCACCAGAAGCACUAAUUGAUGAGGCUAAACACAUCAGUAACCUGCAGUUCUCAGUCUGGAAGAAAAUGGGUGAUAUAGUACAACACACCUCUGUAACUCUGGAUCCCAACACCAGGAGCAGAAGCCUGGAUGACAUCUACCGGGAGAUAUUAGAUCCAAAGAGGGCUUCAGUCCCUAAUCCAUGUUUAACUUUUUUUGAGACUUAUGUACAUUCAGGAUAUAACAAGAUAAAUCCCUUGAUAUUUUGUCAACCUAAACCCGGAACUUAUGUGAACGUAGAAGAUGAAGAUGAAGAAUCAAGUGAAGCCUCAAGUCCUGAAAGUUCAAGUCCACGAGAAGUCUCACCUCUUGAGAGCUCAAGUCCACGUGAAGUCUCAAAUCUUGGGAGCUCAAGUCCAUGUGAUGUCUGAAGUCUUGAGUAGGCCUGUUGCAAUAACCAAUUAAUCGUACUUUAAAUUCUAAUCACAUUAAUUUAUCAAAAUAAGUUAAAACAUUUGCAUGCUUGCUUGAUUCCCCUUGUGUUUUCAUCUUGGUCACUGAGAUAGGAUAGCGAAAAGGUUUCAUGUUAACUUUGAGCAAGUGCUCAAAGUUAACAUGAAAGCCUGGUGAGUGAGAACCAGAGAAAUAUUAGUUUGAAAAGAAAUUAAAUCAGUGUCAAAGCCAAACACAACAACUGCAGGAUGGGAGUUUUAGGAUUUAAACCAAACAAUGCCACCUGCUUAAUUUAUCAGACUCAGUAGGUCAAGAGCAUAUAAUCGUGUUAUUAUGGUAUUAUCAUAUUAGUUGAAAAAAGGUUCCCAAAUGACAAUAAUAUGAUUUAUUGCAAUAAGUUUUAGAAAAAAUUAUCAUCCAGCUAAAUUGUGACAGGCCUAGUCUUGGGUAAAGUCCCGGGUAUUUGAAAGAAACAGUCAAAAUGCAAUUGACUUUACAGUACUAAUGAUCUAUCAUGAGACUUGCUAAAAGGUUUCCAUAGAAAGUCACACUAUUAUAUCUAUAGAAUGAUCAUUAUCUUGAACUGGUUAAUGAAAAAUACAAUUAAAAAUAACACACACACAAUUUUUCCCAGAUAAAUUUUGCAAAAACAACUAUUUUCUUACUAAUAUUUAACUGACAUUUGUGGUUAGUUAAUGAUUUUUGUGAAAAUGCAAGAUUGCUGUAUUGAUUGAAAAAUUAGUAGCCUACAGUGAAAUGUGUUUUUAAAAUGUUCAGAUUUUUGGUUUAUGCUUAUUUUGCUUUCCAUUUGGAUGUAGAAUGUGAACAAUUUUAGGAGGUUUUGUACCACAAACCUGAAUAAUUUCUUUAUUGUUGAAGGUUUCCACAUGACUUGUUCCCAAUUGAGCAAAUUUUGAUGUUUAAUUGUGCAGUUAUGGUCAUGAUUUUUGUGGUAAAAAUGAAAUGUUUGGGGUAGGGGGUUCUGAUGUCUUUGAAAUAAACGUUUGAGCUUUGCAGGUAUGCCUGCACAAAAAAAAAAAAAAAAAA